Molecule: messenger RNA, 2208 nt
Organism: Torulaspora delbrueckii
Lineage: Eukaryota; Fungi; Ascomycota; Saccharomycetes; Saccharomycetales; Saccharomycetaceae
Gene: RRP6
Product: exosome nuclease subunit RRP6
Exons: 1
Coding region: 1-2208 (735 amino acids)
Biological process (GO): poly(A)-dependent snoRNA 3'-end processing; histone mRNA catabolic process; nuclear polyadenylation-dependent rRNA catabolic process
Cellular component (GO): nuclear exosome (RNase complex); nucleolus
Molecular function (GO): 3'-5'-RNA exonuclease activity; nucleic acid binding; nucleotide binding
Source: RefSeq, a predicted model, not a curated record
AUGCCACCAGCGGAAGAGGACCAACUACUACGUAAGGUCGUGGAUACGAUCCGUGCCUCAUCUGCGUUAGCGGCUCAGGAUGUUGACUUUCAUCGCAGCUUAAGUAGGCCUAUCGGAAAGUCUUUAGAUGAGACUUCUACUAGAAUGGUAAGCCUAAUAAACAGUCUUUUAAGCUCUAUAGAUCAGAAUUCAGAGCCUCUGGUUGAAGGAAAAGAAACCUUGAAUGAGUAUUGGAAAGAUUUCAGCAACAUGAUGGACAACCUUUUUGAGCUGUCAGAUUGUUCGGCAGACAUUCUGACCAGAGCUCCUGGUAGUAGAAAAGACGGAGAGAAACUAAAGUUCCUUGAUAACUCCAGCAGCAAUGAUAGCAUUCCUUCAAAAAGAAUAUCGAAGCCUCAGUUGAAUUUCAAAAAUCCCGUCAACAAUACGGAAAUACAGCCUUUUGUUCCACUUUUGAAGGAAAAGCCAUUUGCGUUGAGGCCGCUAAUCUCAGAUAUAGUACCUGGGAAUGACGCUGUGCCUGAACAUUAUGCGCAGCCCUAUGAAUAUGAAAUUGAACAUCAAGAGUACGGAGAAUCUGUCAUUGUCAAAUCAGAACCUAUCCCUUCAAAGCCUUGGGAAACUACGGAAGCUCUUUGGGUUGACAAUAUUGAAGUGCUCAAGACUAUGAUAUCGGACUUGAAAUCUGUGACAGAAAUUGCUGUCGAUUUAGAACAUCACGAUUACAGGUCCUACUACGGUAUAGUUUGUCUCAUGCAAAUUAGCACGAGAGAAAGGGAUUAUCUCAUCGACACAAUCGCUCUUCGAGAUGAUUUGCAAAUUUUGAAUGAGGUUUUUGCUAACCCAAAAAUCCUGAAGGUUUUUCAUGGUGCAUUUAUGGAUAUCAUCUGGCUACAGAGAGAUUUGGGACUCUACGUAGUCAGUCUGUUCGAUACAUUUCAUGCGUCUAGAGCGAUUGGUCUUCCCAGACACAGUCUUGCAUACCUGUUAGAGAAAUUUGCCAAUUUCAAGACCUCCAAGAAGUAUCAGCUUGCAGAUUGGAGGUUAAGGCCGCUUUCAAAGGCCAUGAACGCUUAUGCGAGGGCUGACACUCACUUUCUCCUCAAUAUCUAUGACCAGUUGAGGAAUACUCUGAUAGAGCAAAAUAAACUUGCUGGUGUACUAGCCGAGUCUCGGAACGUUGCUAAGAGACGAUUCGAAUACUCCAAAUUUAGACCAAUAGCACCCUCCCCAACCGUAUAUUGUCCCAUUGACAAACCAGAUCCUUGGAAAGUUUUAAUGUUCCAGUACAGUAUUUCGCCUAACAGAGAAGAAUUAGUCAAAAAAUUGUAUGACUGGAGAGACACGAUUGCCAGAAGGGAUGACGAAUCUCCAAGGUAUGUGAUGCCUAAUCAGUUGUUAGUCGAGCUUGCGCGUCAGGCACCUACUGAACCGAUAAACGUCAUUUCCGUGAACAGCAUUGUGACGGAUCAUGUCAGAUCGAAUUCCUUGGUACUUGCCCAUUUAAUUAAAAAUACGUUGGCGAGUUCUGACAAAGAAUCUGAUAAAGGUACUUUCGAAGCGGACAAUAAUUCUACAGAUGCUGCUUCCUUGUUGACUGUCCCACAAAUACAAAAGUUAGCAGCAUGUUUCGCUGGAGUCUCUCGCGCGUUUACGAUUCUACAGAACGAAUACAAAGACGGUCGUUCCUCUUCUAUUUUUACAGACAUUUUGACAUCGGAGGAUGAUGCUGUUAAUUAUGUCGGUAACAAUAUGGAUCACAUCACGAAAAAGGAAUUGGGCAAGCGGGCAGCUAAAGCGCUACAAUCGAUGGAGCAGUUUGAUGAAGCCACUUCAUAUUACAUGCCUAUUCCUGAAAUAGCAAAGGAGAGCAAUACGAUGGAAGAAAUCCGCCCACCAGCUCCAGAAGAAGUAAAGGAAAGCCCAUCGCCGCCAAAGGAAGACAUGGAUGAAAUCAUCACUUUAAAGAAAAUCAAGAAACAAAAAUCUCAGUCUCCAAAGGAACUAGGCAUAAGCGAACGAGAAAUACCUGCUGUAGAUUAUACAAAAACCAAAAAGGUGCUAGCCACUAAUCAAGAUAAGAACAAGGAUAAGAAGAAGAGAAAGUUCGAUCCUUACGCAGCAUCCAAUCAUUCAAGUGAUGCCCCCAGGGCCCCUAAGAAGAGGAAGCCGGUCAAUAGAGAGAGGAACGUAUCUUUUAAAAGGUGA